Messenger RNA from Pelobates cultripes (western spadefoot toad), 9390 nucleotides. Lineage: Eukaryota; Metazoa; Chordata; Amphibia; Anura; Pelobatidae. The record is from the annotation of a GenBank genome assembly.
AGAGCGGACUGACAGGAGCCCGGGGAGGGAGAGGGGGGAGACGGCUAUACCGGGAGGAUGGCUCGGGGUUCGAAUCGCAGACUCCGGGAGAAGUGACCGCGGAAUAACCGGAGCAAGGUGAGUGCAGAGCCGGGAGCCUGGGCACUGCCCGGGGAGGGGGGAGCGGGUAUUAUGGAGCACUGCAAGGGGGUAUUAUGGAGCACUGUAAGGGGGUAUUAUAGGAUACUGUAUGGGGGUAUUAUAGGAUACUGUAUGGGGGUAUUAUAGGGCACUUUAAGGGGGCAUUAUGAGGGCACUGCAUGGGGGUAUUAUAGGGCAAUGCAUGGGAGGUAUUAUAGGAUGAUACUGUAUGGGGGGUAUUAUAGGGCAAUGCAUGGGGGUAUUAUAGGAUACUGUAGGGGGGUAUUAUAGGGCACUGCAUGGGGGUAUUAUGCAGCACACGCCAGGGGCCAUUAUGGAGCACUGCAUGGGGGUAUUAUGGAGCACUGCAUGGGGGUAUUAUAGAAUACUGUAUGUGAGUAUUAUAGGGCACUGCAAGGGGGUAUUAUAGGAUACUUUAAGGGGGUAUUAUAGGGCACUGCAUGGGGGUAUUAUAGGAUACUGUAUGGGGGUAUUAUAGGAUACUGUAUGGGGGUAUUAUGGAGCACUGCAAGGGGGUAUUAUAGGGCACUGCAUGGGGGGUAUUAUAGGGCACUGCAUGGGGGGUAUUAUAGGAUACUGUAUAGGGGUAUUAUAGGAUACUGCAUGGGGUAUUAUAGAGCACAGUACAGGGGUAUUAUUGGGCACUGCGUGGGAUAUUAUAGAAUACUGUACGGGUGUAUUAUAGUGCACAGUACGGGGGUAUUAUAGAGCAUUGCAUGGGGGUAUUAUAGAGCACUGUAUGAGGGUAUUAUAGAGCACUGUACGGUGGUAGUAUAGAGCACUGCAUGGGAGUAUUAUAGGAUACUGUACGGGGGUAUUAUAGAGCACUGUACAGGGGUAUUAAAGGAUACUGUACGGGGAUAUUAUAGGGCACUGCAUGGGGUAUUUUUAUAGGAUACUGUACGGGGGUAUUAAAGGAUACUGUACGGGAAUAUAGGGCACUGCAUGGGGGUAUUAUAGAGUACUGUAUGGGGAUAUUAUAGGAUACUGUAUGGGUGUAUUAUAGAGCACAGUACGGGGGUAUUAUAGGAUACUGUAUGGGGGUAUUAUAGUGCACAGUAUGAGGGUAUUAUAGAGCAUUGCAUGGGGAUAUUAUAGAGAACUGUAUGGGGGUAUUAUUGGGCACUGCGUGGGGGUAUUAUAGGAUACUGUAUGAGGGUAUUAUAGAGCACUGUACGGUGGUAGUAUAGAGCACUGCAUGGGGGUAUUAUAGGAUACUGUACGGGGGUAUUAUAGAGCACUGUACAGGGGUAUUAAAGGAUACUGUACGGGGAUAUUAUAGGAUACUGUACGAGGAUAUUAUAGGGCACUGCAUGGGGUAUUUUUAUAGGAUACUGUACAGGGGUAUUAAAGGAUACUGUACGGGGAUAUAGGGCACUGCAUGGGGGUAUUAUAGGAUACUGUACGGGGGUAUUAUAGAGCACUGUACGGGGGUAUUAUAGAGCACUGUACGGGGGUAUUAUAGGGCACUGCAUGGGGUAUUUUGUAGGAUACUGUACAGGGAUAUUAUAGGAUACUGUACGGGGAUAUUAUAGGGCACUGCAUGGGGUAUUUUUGUAGGAUACUGUACGGGGAUAUUAUAGGAUACUGUACGGGGGUAUUAUAGGGCACUGCAUGGGGGUAUUAUAGAGUACUGUAUGGGGAUAUUAUAGGAUACUGUAUGAGGGUAUUAUAGAGCACUGUACAGGGGUAGUAUAUAGCACUGCAUGGGGGUAUUAUAGGAUACUGUACGGGGGUAUUAUAGAGCACUGUACGGGGUAUUAUAGGAUACUGUACGGGGGUAUUAUAGGGCACUGCAUGGGGGUAUUAUAGAGUACUGUAUGGGGAUAUUAUAGGAUACUGUAUGGGGGUAUUAUAGGGCACUGUACGGGGGUAUUAUAGGAUACUGUAUGAGGGUAUUAUAGAGCACUGUACGGUGGUAGUAUAGAGCACUGCAUGGGGGUAUUAUAGGAUACUGUACGGGGGUAUUAUAGAGCACUGUACAGGGGUAUUAAAGGAUACUGUACGGGGAUAUUAUAGGAUACUGUACGAGGAUAUUAUAGGGCACUGCAUGGGGUAUUUUUAUAGGAUACUGUACAGGGGUAUUAAAGGAUACUGUACGGGGAUAUAGGGCACUGCAUGGGGGUAUUAUAGGAUACUGUACGGGGGAUUAUAGGAUACUGUACGGGGGUAUUAUAGGGCACUGCAUGGGGUAUUUUGUAGGAUACUGUACAGGGAUAUUAUAGGAUACUGUACGGGGAUAUUAUAGGGCACUGCAUGGGGUAUUUUUGUAGGAUACUGUACGGGGAUAUUAUAGGAUACUGUACGGGGGUAUUAUAGGGCACUGCAUGGGGGUAUUAUAGAGUACUGUAUGGGGAUAUUAUAGGAUACUGUAUGAGGGUAUUAUAGAGCACUGUACAGGGGUAGUAUAUAGCACUGCAUGGGGGUAUUAUAGGAUACUGUACGGGGGUAUUAUAGAGCACUGUACGGGGUAUUAUAGGAUACUGUAUGGGGGUAUUAUAGGGCACUGCAUGGGGGUAUUAUAGAGUACUGUAUGGGGAUAUUAUAGGAUACUGUAUGGGGGUAUUAUAGGGCACUGUACGGGGGUAUUAUAGCAUACUGUACAGGGGUAUUAUAGAGCACUGUACGAGGAUAUUAUAGAGCACUGUACGGGGGUAUUAUAGGGCACUGCAUGGGGAUAUUAUAGGGCACUGUACGGAGUAUUAUAGGAUACUGUGAGGGGGUAUUAUAGGGCACUGUAUGGGGGUAUUAUAGGACACUGUGCGGGGGUAUUAUAGAGCACUGUGUGGGGUUAUUAUAGAGCAUUGCAUGAGGGUAUUAUAGGGUACUGUAUGGGGGUAUUAUGGGGCAUUGUACUGGGUAUUAUAGAGCACUGUAUGAGGAUAUUAUAGGACUCUGUAGAAGAUGGAUCACACACUCUAGAGGGCUAAAGCAUCACCCACUAUACAGUCUGUGUAUAAUCUAACCCUGUAUAUUAAUGCCACUCACUAGAUAGUUGUAGAAAUGCCCAGGUGACUGUAUGUAGUGUCAUUAAAGGGACACUAGUCACCAAAACAACUAAAGCUUAAUGAAGCAGUUUUGAUUUAGUUUAUAGUUCAUGCCCCUGCAGUCUCACUGUUCAAUUCACUACCAUUUAGGUAGUUAAACCACUUUGGUUAUACAGCCCUAGUCACACCUCCUUGCAUGUGACCUACUCAUCCUUCCUAAAAACAUUUCCUCUAAAGUGAGAUCUAAUAGUUACACUUCCUUUUUUUGCACACGCUAUUUAAUUGAGCUGUACACAAAAAGUGUACAUUUAUUAUUCUACAGUUGUUUUGGUGACUAUAGUCCCUUGAAUGUCCUGUACUUUUACUAUCUUUUAUAGAAAUUGCUACAUCCCCAGUAAAUAGCGCUGAAUAUUGCAUUGCUCUGCAGUGGAUUCCCAGCCACAGUUUGUUUUACCCCGACUCAUGUUUAGAGGCAGAUUUCAGAAUGUACACCAAAGGGGUUCAUUACAGUGAACUGGAGAGAACGGGAGAGAACGGGAGAUGGAUUUGUAGAAAUGCUCCAACUGUAUUUUAAGACAGCCGUGACACAAACUGUAAUAAACUAUGGUUAUACUGUAGUUAUUUUAAGACUGCCCCGUAUACUCUGUAUUUAUCAUCAUAUUUUAAGACUGCCCCGUAUACUCUGUAUUUAUCAUCAUAUUUUAAGACAGCCCGUAUACUCUGUAUUUAUCAUGUCCAUUCAUACAGUUUUUGUGGGGGGGAGGGGAGAGAGAUAUUUCUCCCAUGGGGCCGGUGUGAGUCCAGGUUUCACUGAAGUUGUGCAGUUAUUCUCCUGAGCUUCAUUCAGACAAGCCAUAGACUCCCUCACAUGUACCCUGUUAUUAAAGUCCAAUUACACCCCCCUCCUCUCCCUUAGCAGACUUUUGAUGUUGAUUAGUUUCCCACACUAGAUUCACUUGAACUUCUGAAACAGGUUCAAGUCUUAAAAUCUUUUCUUCUCUGAGGGACCCGCAAUCGUGGCAGGACUAAAAGCGUUAAAGGUUCACGGAGUAUUGCUGCAGUAACCCUUUAUUGUAGAAAGAUUUCAAUAGCAAGUCACUCUUGCCUGAAAGCUUGCAAUCUAAGAGCUUAAACCAUGAGAAAAUCUCAGUAAGACUGGAUCUCCAUGGACAAUUUAAGAAUGUGUGUGUGGGUUUUAUUAAAAAAAAACAAAAAAAAAACUAAUUGUGUCUUCUUGAAAUGAAUUUGACCCAAAUGCCCUGAUAAUUGCAGAAGAUUGCAGGGGGACAGGUCUCUACCUGACAGGUAAUAGUAGGUUUGGGAAGGAAGCUGGCUCGGCUUCUUGCAGCUCAGUCAUCCGAGAUCCGAGAAGGUUGGUGAAAAAAAAAAAAAAAAAGUCUUUUAUCUCCCUGGUCCAUGGGUUUUCAUUUUGGGAUCUGUAAUUCCUGGUUACGAGUCAGCGAAUCCCAUCAUAUGUUGAACUCUCACAAUGAGCUAUGUGUUGGGGUGGGUCCUAAAUAUCACUGGGUUUAGUGUAAAAUUUACUCUGCCAAGUGAUAAGCCUGCAUUAUGGAUUUGGUAUAAGAAGCCAGUAAAAAGCACGGGGCUAUGUCACGGCUGACUCAUUUCUUUCGUCAUCUGCCUUGGGCAUUGAAGUUGGAUCGUGAGUUCUUUACACGAGUUGCUUUCAUUUAUAAAGUGUGUGAUUAGUGGAUGUGGGCAUGUGUCAGUGUAUGUCUCUACCAUGCUCUUUCUGUUUGGCACAGAUGCCUGGGCGGUUGCAGACAGCGCUGAGGGUUCUGGGCACCAGUGUUUUUGCUCUGCUGGUUUUAGGAGGCAUUCUGGCUGCCUAUGUGACCGGAUAUCAGUUUAUCCAUACGGACCGGCACCACCUGUCGUUUGGAUUGUACGGAGCCAUACUGGGCUUGCACCUGCUCUUUCAGAGCCUUUUCGCCUUUCUUGAACACAGAAGAAUGCGUGGAGGGGGACGGAGUGUGUCCGGAACCUUUUCAGUGGCUCUGUGCAUCGCUGCCUAUCAGGAAGACCCCGAAUACUUGAGAAAGUGCUUACAGUCGGUCCGACGGCUUUCCUACCCCCACCUCCGGGUAGUGAUGGUGGUGGAUGGCAACUCUGAGGAGGACAGAUACAUGAUGGAGAUCUUUCGGGAAGUCAUGGGAUCGGAAGGCACCGGAUGCUACAUCUGGGACACUAACUACCACGAAACAGAAGAAGGGGGUCAGGAGGGUGAGAGGGGUGUUAAAGAACUGGUGGAAAACUUUCCUUAUACCUGCAUUAUGCAGAAGUGGGGAGGGAAACGAGAGGUGAUGUACACAGCAUUCCGAGCACUUGGAGACAUUGUGGAUUAUAUACAGGUCAGUGAGCAUGCAUUCAUUGUUCUUUACUGUGCUCUACAGCAGCAAAAAUACACAUAUUGUACCAGUUAUUUUUCCAAGAAAAACUUGCUAGUCCCAUACAAUAACCACUAGCCAAAAACAGCUAGCCUAACACCCCUUCUAAUGGUAUAUACAGACCUUGGAUGUGGCAGAUGACUCCUCUAAUUUCUAAGAAAGAAACCUUAUAGCUUCCUACAAACAACACAGAGUGGGUAAUAAUCACCCCAUGAUUUAGUAUAUUUGCCAGUAAAAUAGUUUGAUGUCAGGAUAUGAAAUCCUAACCUGCAACAAGCCACCUGCUCAUUAGUACAUAUUGUCUGUAAUAAUAAUAAUAAUAUUGCAGGUUCUCCUUGCUAGAGUGCGGGCAAAUAUACUUGCUAGAUAUUCGUCCAUAGCUUAGUGACCUCCACAGGGCCGUACAAUCCUGUAACAGAUAUCUGACCCGUGACUCUUACAGCAGAGACACACACAGAAGAGAAGGAGCACAUUGCAAAAACUGAAAGGGUCAGUGCAACACAUAGCGGCAUUUCCUAAAACUACAUUGAAAUAUAUAUCUGGGUCCUUUAUGUCAAAAUAUGUAAGAGAAAAACACAAUUGGAAAAAAUGUUGCCUUGCAGAAAAUAACCCCCAAAAAUCAAUUAACCGGUGCAAAUAAUAUUCGCUGUACGGAAAUAAAUGUUUAAUUUGGAAGGUUUACAAAGCCUAUUAAUAUAUCAAUACUGCCAUAUUGUAUUAAAAAUGUUUCAAAACAGAAAUAUAUAUAUAUACACACAUACACACUAUAUAUAUAUACACACACACACACACAUUAUAUAUAUAUAUAUAUAUAUACAUACAUACACACACAAAUAAAAUGAGUCCCAGUUCAGAUUAGAACUAUAAACACAUUCAAAUUUGCAAUUUGUGGCCACAUUCUCCUGUUAAUUUUACUGUUUGGGGUAUUGAUUACAAGGACCUUGAUCUGGUGUCAUUUAAUAGACUUUAUGAAAGUCCUUUAACAUGCAGUCACAUCACAGACAGACUAUAGAGAAUGCUGUACAAAGUGAAUUAACGCACAGUAUUAGCACAGUCACCUCUGCAAACAGACGCAUUCACUUUUAUAAUGUGAAGAUCCUAAAAAUAUACAUUAAAAAAAAAAAAAAAGCCUUGAGAUAAAGCCAUUCUGCAGACGCGCUGCCAAAGAGGAUUUAGCUCUAUAAUUCUAGAACAAAACAAAUGUAGAGAUUCCAGGAGAUGCUUUACUAUGAAAGAGCUCCUGUAUGUUUCUACAUGACAUUAUUUAAAUCCGUUUCCAUUGUCUGCUUGCAGGUCUGUGAUUCGGACACGGUGCUAGAUCCGGCAUGUACCGCAGAGAUGCUACGUGUUCUAGAAGAAGACCCCAAAGUUGGUGGCGUUGGUGGGGAUGUGCAGGUAAAUAUAACAAACUCCGCAUUACGCAAGCAAUGAGAUGGUGAUUUGGUACCAAUGAACCAUUAAGUGUCAAAGCAGGACUCAGGUGUAGGUUAACAUUAUGUAGGCCUUUAUCCACCCAAUAAACCUAGGGUAGACAACCUUUGACACUCCAGAUGCUAUGGACUACAUCUCCCUUGAUGCUUUGCCAGCAUUAUGGCCGGAGGAGCAUUUCACAACAUCUGCAUUGCCAAGAGGUGCCUAUCCUUGCUCUAAACAAAAAUGGUGUUCAUUGAUUUUGAAGGGAGGCCCUACAUCUUGUUUCUGGUUACAAUGUGGUCUGUAGAGAAGCACAUUAAGGUGAAUAGAAAGAUGGGAGCAUUUCAAUGAAAGGACCACUCUAGGCACCCAGACCACUUCAGCUUAAUGAAGUGGUCUGGGUGCCUGGUCCAGCUAGGGUUAACCCUUUUUUUUUUUUUUUAUAAACAUAGCAGUUUCAGAGAAACUGCUAUGUUUAUAAAUAGGUUAAUCCAGCCUCCAGUGGUUGUCUCUUGAAAAUCACAGUGAGAAGACGCAAGCGUCCAUAGGAAAGCAUUAUGAAUGCUUUUCUAUGAGACUGGCUGAAUGCACGUGCAGCUCCUGCCGUGCAUGCGCAUUCAGCCGAAGAGGAGGAGAAGAGGCGGAGAGGAGGAGGAGAGCUCCCCGCCCGGCGCAGGAGAAAGGUAAGAUUUUAACCCCUUUCCUCUCCCCAGAGCCCGGCAGGAGGGGGACCCUGAGGGUGGGGGCACCCUCAGGGCACUAUAGUGGUCCUUGAACUGAUCUUAUUUCUACGGGUCUCCCACUGUCCAUGGCGCAGCUCUACAUCUCCGGUCAUUCGAUACAUGGUGCCUCUGGCGUUCACAUCAAAAAUCCACAUGCGUAAUAAUGCGGUGCGCUUGUAAUGAAAAGACGUAGCGACUCCACUUCAACAUAAACCAAUCCACGUUAAUUAAAAAUAUAUAUCAAAACACCAGGAAUAGUGAACACAAUGCAUUUAUUUUAGAAGGUUUUAUGACUUGUCUAACAAUGAACCUUGAUGUAUAUUGUUCUCAAAUAACAGCAAUAGAAAUAAGAAGCCACAUAAAAUAUCACAGGAUAUAAACCUUAUAAAACAGAUCAUAUAACAGAAGCCUUAUAAAAGGUCUAUUAUCAGUCGUGGCUAAUCCUGGCACUGCAGAUAUUUAAACAUUUCAAUUCUUAUUAUGCUCAGCCAGCACCAGAGGAAUGGUAGUCACUAAAAUCCAAGCAUUGGUCACUGAUGUAAUUUGGGUCCUCAUUAAAAAGGGUUAGUAGCUGCUAGGGGAAGGAUAGACAAUCUUCAGAACUCCAGACUUGGUGAACUACAACUCGCCUAAUGCUUUGCAGGAAUGAUGACUGUAACAGCAUUAUGGGAGAUGUAGUCCACAACUUCUGGAGUGCCAAAGGUUGCCUGCCCUAGUCUAUCUGGUGGAAUUUGAAGUACAUACUUUGUUUUGUUAUUGCCUUUACUAUUUGUGUGUUGUACUCCACAGAUCCUCAAUAAAUACGACUCGUGGAUCUCGUUUCUGAGCAGCGUACGGUACUGGAUGGCAUUUAAUGUCGAGCGGGCCUGUCAGUCCUAUUUUGGCUGUGUGCAGUGCAUCAGUGGCCCACUGGGAAUGUAUCGAAACAGCCUUCUACAACACUUCUUAGAGGACUGGUACCAUCAGACCUUCCUUGGCCAGAAGUGCAGCUUUGGGGAUGAUCGGCACUUAACAAACCGUGUCCUGAGCAUGGGAUACCAGACAAAGUACACAGCAAGAUCCCGGUGCCUUACCGAGACCCCCACAAAGUACCUGCGCUGGUUGAACCAGCAAACCCGCUGGAGCAAGUCAUAUUUUCGGGAGUGGUUGUAUAAUGCACUCUGGUUCCAUAAACACAACCUGUGGAUGACCUACGAAUCUGUGGUCACAGGCUUUUUUCCCUUCUUCCUGGUGGCAACGGUGGUGCAGCUUUUUUACCGUGGCCGUGUUUGGAACAUACUCCUCUUCCUGCUCACGGUGCAGCUUGUGGGCAUUGUGAAGGCGACGUAUGCAUGUUUCCUUCGGGGUAAUGCAGAAAUGAUAUUUAUGUCUCUCUACUCACUCCUAUACAUGACCAGCCUGCUACCAGCAAAAAUUUUUGCAGUUAUCACAAUUAACAAGUCUGGGUGGGGGACGUCUGGGCGUCGGAAGCUGGUGGUGAAUUUCAUGGGCAUGGUGCCUGUGUCAGUGUGGUUCUGCGUCCUGCUGGGCGGGCUGGUGUACACCGCAUAUUGCCAGAGCCAGGACCCUUUCACUGAGACAGAGAUGCUAUUCCUGGUGACUGGAGCAAUAUUGUAUGCAUGUUACUGGGUGGCGCUGCUUAGCUUAUACCUGGCUCUGGUUGCCCGCCGCUGCGGGAAGAAGCAGGAACUUUACAGCCUGGCACUAGGAGAAGUGUGA